CUCCUUUAAGAAUGGUAGUCGCUAUACUUGCUGAAUGUGACAUUUGAACAUUUUUGGAUACCGUAACAAACUCCCAACAUGUGAUGUGCGUUUUUUGAAUUUUAUCAAUCAGCUGUUGCAGUUCAACGUGAUUACCACUAGGUGUCGCAAUAGGCGGGUCAUCCAUAACAUUUCUCUAUCUGCUUUGUGCAACACACUAAUACCGCUGCCAGCAAAACCGUUCAGAGCUUCAUACUUCAAAUUUGGACCUGGAAACUUGCUGAAUACGUUUUUUUUUUUUUUAGAAAACUCUUGCAUUACAAUGUGAUUUAACUGUUGCAAUGCCACACGCGCACCACUAGUCGUCUACUUAAGCGGAAGUGACGUAUUUUAGUUUACAAACCAGCAGCUGUCCAUCCAGGUCAGUCAAGGAAAAAUAUUCCAUAGGAUAAAGGUGUGGUGGGAAAUUGAACGCACCAUGAAGCGGCAGCCGUUUGGGGGAGCGUUUGCGCCUUCACUGUGCGGAUCCGAGGCUGUGCGGUCUCUCCAAGAGGAGCUUGUUGCUGCCAUACAAGGAGCUUUGGAAGUGGCCAUGGAGCUCGCAGUCCAAGAGGUGAGAGCGCUCGUCGGUCAGGCGACAAGCGACAUGUAUGAAGAGCUGCGGAGGGAGAACGAGUCCCUGAGAGAGAAGCUGCAGCGAGCAGAGCGGAUGCUGGACUGUGUUCACAUGAAGGAUAAUGUCAGUGGCGCAAGGCAAAGGGACGAGGCGCUCCACCCUACCUCCUGCGGCCAAUGGCACACAAUGGCUUCAUUCGCUAGGACGGAGAUCGGAAAUGAGGCUGCAGGUCAUGGCUGUCUUGGUCCGGAUCUUCGAGGUGUGAGCAGACAUGAGGAACUGCGAUCAGAUCGUGAUAUGACGCAGAGUGACUCCGAGGCAGAAAAUAAAGAUGAGGCUGUCACUGAGAUUAUGUCUCAGUGUAUUGCAUUGAAAACAGAAGGCAUGAUCUCACCAUGUCAAAACCAACAAGCUCCUGAGUCGGCGAAACCUAUCAGUACUGUCAAGAUCAAACAAGAAGAAUUGGAUGAGGAAAAUAGAGGAGCCCCUUGCAGUUUGGACUUUAUUAAAAAGGAAAAUUUAAGCCUGGAGGGCAUCAAGUGGUCACCAGAGAUGACGGAUAUUCAGAGCCAAGACCCAAAGGAUCAUGUUCUCGGGGAAAAGGUGGAUCAAGCUCCUCCUCCAGCCAUGAGUUCCAGCCUCCCACCACCCUCAGAUCCUGAGUCAAUCUCCUCAGAGUUUCCAAACAGUUUCCAUCUGGCACAACAAGCUUCUGUAUCACAAGCUCCUCCACAGGUCCAUGGAUCCCACGUCGAGACAGCCCGCAGCGUCUCCAUCCCCACGUGCAAGUUCUGCGGUCAGACCUUCCCCGUGCCCAGCUUGUUGCGGCGACACUACGGUCAGGGCCGCCAGAGGCUCCUGCAGUGCUGUCAGCCACCCAUAGCGGGAGGUGCAAGGACCAGGCGACAGCUUUACCCCCCAGGCUGCAGCCCCUUCCGCUGCACCGUUUGCAGCCGUGAGUUCAACCGCUUGGAGAACCUGAAGACCCACCUGCGCAUCCACACUGGAGAGAGGCCAUACACCUGCUCUGUGUGCCUCAAGUGUUUCCGCCACUCAGGGGCGCUGACCCGACAUUUCCGGAUCCACACUGGGGAGAAGCCGUACGUGUGCGGGCAGUGUGGGAAGUCCUUCAGGCACUGUGGUGGACUCAAAUUCCACCAGCGCUCUCACAACAAGCACCUAGAGUAGAUUUAAAGACUGACUUCUUUUAAUACAUUCAAAUAUAAACAUCAUCUAAAGUAGAUUAAAAAGAUCAGUUUGUCAGGGUUGUAUAGGCUGUCAUCACUUGCUUGGAGAUAUACAGUACAUGUCUGAGACCUGUGUAAAAAGUACUGGCAAUCUUUCCAAGAAUCAGCAUACAGAUACAUGUCAAUAAAAUGGAAUAUGAUUGUAAAGCUGAUUUAUUUCAGUGAUUUUAUUUCAAAAAGUGAAACUCUUGUAGAUCAGUGGUCUCUAAAUGUUUUGCCAUGAGGUUCAAAAUAAAGUUGAAAACCGUUGCUUUUUUUUCAAGAAUAAAAACAGAAAUAUAAA
This is a messenger RNA of Girardinichthys multiradiatus, 2125 nucleotides long. RefSeq lists its product as uncharacterized. NCBI's taxonomy places the organism in Eukaryota, Metazoa, Chordata, Actinopteri, Cyprinodontiformes, Goodeidae. The transcript is spliced from 3 exons. Gene Ontology annotation, biological process: regulation of transcription by RNA polymerase II. The record is from RefSeq and is a predicted model, not a curated record. Gene Ontology annotation, molecular function: RNA polymerase II cis-regulatory region sequence-specific DNA binding; DNA-binding transcription factor activity. The coding region runs from base 458 to 1783 and encodes 441 amino acids.